AUGAAUCUGGCAGAGGUCUUACAACUAGUCCUUGUAGUAAGUCAUACCUACUCUUACCUGUUUAUUGUGUUCACAUUGUUUAUUGCUUGUUACCGUAGGAGAACAAAGGUUAAAGUUUGCUUUCUAGGGUUGUUUAUUAGUAGUGUUAAAGCCGGGCUUGGCCAUCCACGUGGACAACGGGUUAGUGGACUCGGAGCUGGUCAAAGAAUGUGUCAACAAUAACUCUGUAGACCUGAUUCUGUUGUUGGAUGCCUCAGGCUCAGUAGGAGGCGACACCUUCCAACUCCAACUCAACUUCGCGUCUCACCUCGCGAACCGUCUCAACGUCUCGGCCCAAGGGAGUCACUUGGCUGUGAUACAGUACUCCGAAACCCCACAACUCGAAAUCUCGCUAAAUCAGUAUACGAAUCCCAAUCAGGUAAAUGCCAAAUAUCUUUGACAUAACGUUAGUAAUGUGAAUUUAUCGUGGUGUUACUACGACUAUUGUUUGUUAAUGUGUCAUUUAAUAGUUUGAAACGUUUUAGUUGGACUGGGCCAUUCAAAGGAUAAAGUACCAAAGUGGGGCCACAAACACUGGCAAAGCCCUGCAGUUGGCGUUGGAAAAUGGAUUCCAAGGGGCACGUGGAGGUAACGUCCCUAAGGCCGUGAUUGUGGUGACAGAUGGACAGUCACAAGAUGACGUCGCUGAAGCAGCACAACGUCUAAAGGAUGCUCAUGUCAUGGUAUACGCGAUCGGAGUGACCAACUUGGUCAACGUUCAGCAAUUACAUCAGGUAGGUCGGGGAUGUUAGUCAAUUUUUCAGUUUCAUUUUAAUUAAGAUUUGGACGUUUUCAAUUUUUAGAUCACUGGCAACGCACUCCGAGUGUUUACUGUAGAGUCAUUUGAACAACUGGACAAGUCACUGGCCGAUUCUCUGACCUGGGAUAUGUGCAAGACUGAGUUCCGUAAGUACUGUAGACAGACAAGUUAAGCAUCCUUCAUGUUCCAUCGAGGUUACUGUAAAGUGAAGAUUAAUUUGUUUUUUGUGAUGUUAACUAUGUCGCUUCUUGCAGGUCCCGGAACUCCAGAUAUUAUUUGUGCGCCAGACAGAAUCGGAGUCAGAGCGUCGACCAAGAAGCCGUUCGACGGUUACGUGUUCGUAGCCGACCAUUUCCACCAAGAAGAAUGUCGUGCUGGUCCAGAACAGUUUUCUGAUUCCAAGAGUAUCGGAAUCACAAUUCCGUUCAACAAUUGCAACGUGCACCGUUACCGUUCCGUAAGUUCUUAUACAUGUUUAAGAAUAAUAGUCUUAUCAUCAAAUAUUUUGGAUCUGUCUACUUCCAUAAUAUUCUAAUAAGAUAAGUAUCAAAAGAAUCCGAAGCAUUCUGUCUCGGAUUCUGAUGUGAAUUGGUCUGAACAAAAUCGAAAACAACGUGACGCCAUCAUUAAUCUGUUUUCAGUUGAAUCCGCGCGGAAUCUUCGUCGAGAUGACGGUAGUGUUUAUGUUCCAUUCGGUUUUCAUGACCAAAGUGGAUCAGAUGGUGAAGAUCCAAUGCUUCUACAUGGAAGCCGAGAAACCGGUUUCCGUGCCAAUAGAAGUGAGGUAAGGGCACAACCACAACUAAUAAACUUGUCAUAAACUUGUUUAUCGCCGCAUUUGCAGCAUGAUAACCACGCAGUUCCGUCAGAAGAUCUACGAGAUGCCACGAUGUGAGUACACCUUGAGGAAGGACCACCCGAACGGCCCCAUCGUGCAGUACGCCACGCUGGGACAGAGCGUGUACCACAGAUGGGAGUGCAUAGAAGAAGACAACAAAGAUACGUUCGGAAUGUUGGUGCAUUCUUGUUAUGUCGACAACGGAUUUGGAGAUCGAGUCGAUAUUAUUGACGCUAAUGGGUGAGAUCGAUUAUAAUAUAAGAAGCGCGAAACAUUUUAUCAAACCUGAGCGAUGACAAGCUAUCAGUUUGACGAUGAAACGAGUAAUCUAACACAUCAAACAAAACAAAAGUGAUAGCUUCUAUCGAUACUAAAGCAUAACAUACAAACUCGUUGGCAAACCAUGUUAACGCAAUCAUAUCGUCCCUUUCAGAUGCGGACUAGACGCCGUGUUACUGUCCACUCCCGACUACGACCAGUCGCUACGAUUGGCCCACAAACCGUACCACGUGUUCAAGUACGCUGAUCGCCCCGUUCUACAGUUCCAAUGCCAACUCACACUGUGUUUGAAGUACGAUGGAGGUUGUGCAGGCAUAACUCCACCCAAAUGCCCCGAAACCCAAGCCCACUCCCACAUCCACGACCACCAGCGGAGGCGCAAGUCCAAGAGAGAACUCAUCCCCGGACCCAAGUACGACCCGGCGGAGACUCUGGACGUGUUCACGAAGCCGUUGAUGGUGAUCGACGAGGACUUCGCCAAACUGACAGAGUGUCCUCUGCAAGGUGAAGGCCGCCACCUUGAGUGGAACAUUGUGAUAGGUCUGGUCAGUUUGACGGCCGUCAACCUACUUCUGAUGAGCAUCAGCAUCCUCUUCUGGUGCAAACGGAGGUUCGUGAGGACACUCGACUUCAAGUCCUAG
Messenger RNA from Bursaphelenchus okinawaensis, 2557 nucleotides. NCBI's taxonomy places the organism in Eukaryota, Metazoa, Nematoda, Chromadorea, Rhabditida, Aphelenchoididae. The record is from the annotation of a GenBank genome assembly.